This is a messenger RNA of Schistocerca cancellata (South American locust), 9111 nucleotides long. Its product is annotated as kelch domain-containing protein 3. The transcript has 9 exons. Gene Ontology annotation, molecular function: protein binding; chromatin binding. Lineage: Eukaryota; Metazoa; Arthropoda; Insecta; Orthoptera; Acrididae. Gene Ontology annotation, cellular component: cytoplasm. Bases 664 to 1830 code for a protein of 388 amino acids. The record is from RefSeq and is a predicted model, not a curated record.
GCAAAACAAUGUUGUCGAGUUUAUGCGUAAGGGUACAAGGAAUAUUUCGUGAAGUUUUAAACUGGCAUAGACAACAUUAAAUAAGUUUUGGUGUGGUUUUUAAAUGUGUUCCGUUGAGUUUGUGCACAUUCUUGAUGUUUUUAGAGAACGAUAUGUAAUAUAACCUUACUCUGCUAUGUAUCGAACAUAGUCAUUACGAAGGACCCAUUUGAUUCCGCCGUAAAUAAGCUGCUGUUGUUUCAAUGACUGCUGUUGUCAGUUCUUUCGCCGCAAAUGUUUGCAAACAAAAAUUAUUCCGCUAUUAUAUGGUAUAUCACAGCGUUAAUGCGUAAUUUCUCCCCGUAUAAAUACGCCAACGUACAUGUUAAACUGCGCUUGUUUGAUCCCUUCUUUAGAAGAUUGUAUUUUUUAGUAAGCAUUUGAUUUUCCCAACGAAUUGUUUAAAUACUUUUAAGAAGUAAUUCGUGAGGUGCAGAUCAAUCCGAUGGGUAUUUUUAUCAAAGGCUCGACUACAAAAAGGGAAAAGUAGAUUAUAUAUGUUACUCCAGUAGUGUUGACGCUUGGAUGGUAGUAAUGUUUGUGACACUUAAAGCCUGCUCAUUAUAAACUGCAACAUAUUGUACGUUAGUCAGCUACAGUGACUUUGGCAUUUUAGCUUACAGAAUGUAUUGGACAGUACACUUAGAAGGUGGACCAAGACGAGUUAAUCAUGCAGCUGUUGUUGUUCUUGAUAAGAUUUACUCCUUUGGUGGUUACUGCACGGGGGAGAACUACCAGAGGAAGCGUCCAAUGGAUGUUCACAUUCUUAACACAGGUAACUACAGGUGGCAUGCUUUACCUACACCAGAAUACAAUGAUGUGACAAAAACCACUGUCCCAUAUCAGAGGUAUGGACACACAGCUGUUGAACAUGAGCAGAAGAUUUACAUAUGGGGUGGACGUAAUGAUGAAGCUGCGUGCAACAGAUUAUUCUGUUUUAAUCCAGAUAAUUUAACUUGGAGCAGUCCCAAAGUGAGUGGGAUGAUUCCUGCUGCAAGAGAUGGCCAUUCAGCUUGUGUAAUUAAUAAUCAAAUGUUUGUCUUUGGAGGCUUUGAGGAACAGAUGGACAGAUUUUCACAAGAUGUCUAUGCUUUAGACCUGCGCACAAUGGUGUGGAGAUACAUAAUAACUCAGGGUGACCCUCCAUCAUACAGAGAUUUCCAUUCGGCAAAUGCAAUAGAUGAUAGAAUGUAUAUAUUUGGUGGGCGAGGAGAUGUGUAUGGUCCUUACCAUUCACAGGAGGAACUAUAUUCAAACAGUAUAAUGUACCUGGAUACAGCUACUGGAGUGUGGCAUCAGCCUCGGACAACUGGGGAUAUACCUUUAGGCAGGAGGAGCCAUUCUGCAUUUGUAUACAAAAAUAGCCUGUAUGUGUUUGGUGGCUACAAUGGACUCUGUGAUGAGCACUUCAAUGACUUGUACCAGUUUUCUCCAGUGACCAACACUUGGACGCUUAUGCAGACACUUGGGAAACCUCCAAGCAGGAGGAGGAGGCAGUCAUGUCUUGUUGUUGGAGACAGAGUUUUCUUAUUUGGUGGUACAAGUCCAUACCAGGGACAGAUGUCAUACCAAGUAAUUGAAGAUCUGUACAAUGAAGGAAUUGACUCAAAACUUAUGGAUCAUAAUGAUAUGCAUAUACUGGACUUUGCACCCUCACUACGAACACUCUGUGCUAUGAUUGUUAUUAAUAAUCAGUUGGACUACAGCAGCUUACCAGAGGAGUUAAGGUGGGAACUGCGUGUAAUGGUGACACCAAACUCCAUAUCAAGACCUUUGAACAACACUGGCUGACAUAGGGUAACUUGUUCAUUAUGCUGUUAUAACUCGGUCAGUGUGGCUGAAUAGGGCAAGACUGUUCUGUUGUCAAGUUAUAAGUAUCAGAUUACUACUGAGAAUAUAAGUCUUGUGAAAUAAAUUUUGUGUGUGUGUGUGUGUGUGUGUGUGUGUGUGUGUGUGUGUGUGUGUGUGUGUGAGAGAGAGAGAGAGAGAGAGAGAGAGAGAGAGUGCGAGCCAGGUUUGGUGUGAGAUUAUGUUAGGUACAAAACUUGUGACAUGUUGUUGUUUGAAAAGACUUGCUGACAUUGUGUGAAGAUACACUGUUGAAAUUGCAGCCACUACGUAAUGUGUCUCUUUAUACAUAAACACGUGUCAUCAGGUUAUAUUGUUGAAUCUCUGAUGUUAUUGAUGUGCAGUUGUAAUGCAGUUUUUGUGUGUAACUUUCAGUAAUUUGGGUGUACUCAUUUGAAUUUUCAGUUGACAUAAAUAAUGUUAAAUUAAUUAAACAUAAUGUUGUUUUUGACCCAAAGAAAAUUUUUGAAACUUUUUUUUACUGUUGAACAAUUGUUAUUAGCUCUGUUAUGCUAUAAAGUCUAAAACAUGUACAGCUAAUAACUAAAUCACACGUAAUUCUUCAGUAUUUGGUUUAUAUAACUAUUAGCAGGAACAAAAUUUAUAUUGCUGAUGUGAAAAUCAGAUGUAAUUCACAUAAAAACAGUUUUUUUUAUUGUGUCCUUUCACUGUAACAAAUAGAUUGCAGUAGUGCAGAGUUUGUAUUAAGACUUUAUAAGGUACAACCUCAACCUCAGAAGAAAAUGUGAUAUUUAAAAGAAACAUAUAGCUCAGAAUUAAGUGAUCCUUCUUUAUGUAGAGACUAGAUAUGAACCUUCAAAUGGCAGUUAUCAAUCAUUCUGUUUAUCAUCAAUCACAAGAGAUAUUUUAAAUGUAAAAAGUGUAUGUGUGUGAGAUUUUUCUGUUUUAUUUCCAUUAUCUUUUGUUGCUGACUGGUUUGAAAUUUGAGAAAAGUUACUUCUAUUUUACUUCAUGUCAUUGCUUCAUACCAGCAUACUCUUUAGUCACCUGCAUUAUACAGGUAUCUUUAAGAUGCCUGACAGGCUAGAUGCCAAAGAUAGGGAUCUACUAGAAUGGUUUGCAUGAGACUGUGCAUGACAAAAAAUUAUGAUGUGUAUUUUGCUGAGAAACUCAAAUUGUUAGUCUCAAAAGAGAUAUUGUUUUUAUUUUGCUGCAAGGACUAUUUGCAAUCAUACUUAGUGGAAGAAAGGGAAAUUAUAUCAAUAGGGGAUGCAAAAAUUAAUACAGAUUGAACACAAGCUAUCUAUAUGAGAAGUGAAUAGAUGAUUAUCAAUAUACAUACUGUAAAGCAAGAAUCUCCAAACUUUUGUGUGUAAAAGUGAUUUUGACAGAUGAUUGAUACCAUAUAUAUAUUUUAUUCCUCUUGCUUUUGUAAGAAAGUGACUGACAGUUGCACAGUAUUGGUAGCCAUGAAAUUUGUAGCAAGACCUCUUGGGUGUUAGUUUGAUGAAAGUGAAUGUACAUGACUGCAUUCAGAAUGUGAUCAGUAGAGAAAACAUGUGUAAACUAACAGAAUUCUCUCUCGGUGCACAUGUGUGUAGGGGGGGGGGGGGGGGGAGAGAGAGAGAGAGAGAGAGAGAGAGAGAGAGAGAGAGAGAGAGAGAGAGAGAGAGAGAGAGAGAGAGAUAUCUGAGUGGUAUUUUCCUUUACAAAGUGCAGUAAUGACUUGAGACUUGUCAUCAUAAAUGUGAUACAUGGAAAUAAAGUAACUGAGGGUAAAAGUGACAUUUAUUUUCUCUUAACUUUAAUGUGUUACAUUUGCACCUUUUUUUUUUUUUUUUUUUUUAAAGCCAAAAUAGUUUUUUGAACCUUGUAGCUACUUUCUUUUCUCAAUAUGAUUACUUGAAAUCCACUUCUAAAGACAUUGUCAUCAACUAGGCACCAUUCUGGGGGAAAAAUUUAAAACAACUGUAUCAGUUUGUGCUGUUCAUAAUUACUGUACUGCUGUGUGACAUAUCUAGAUAGAUGUUUGUAACAUGGAUAAUAUGUGUAUUCAGCUUGAUUUACUAUAAUUACAGUAGACAAACAACAACAACAUAUUGUAUUUCAAUGAAAAUAGUCUACCUGUUAAGUGGUAACCCGAGAUUUGUUACCACAAUAAAACAAUGUUUUUCUUGGUAAUUGUUACUUUUUUCUAUUAAAGUAAUAACUAAAUAUUCCAUUAUAUUGUAGUAUUUGAAGCUAUGUAGAGGACAGAAAUUUGUACAGUGUAACUUGAAACUGUGAAGCUUGUAUUUCUUCUUUCACAGUUGAUAUUGUAGCUCAGGCACUGAAACAUAUGUGAUUUAUUUCAUUUCUAAAUGUUCUGAUUUUUAUGGUGUACAUUACAAAUAUAUAAUUUAACAACUAAUGUUAGAAAUUAAAGUUUUGAAUAGUGACAGAAUAUUCAAGGAAGUGAUACUCACAGGUUGUAGGUAUUAAUAAUGGCAAUGCAACAUAAAAGUGACAUGCUGGUCAUGUAAUUGCCAUAACCACUGCCAACACAUAUUUAAUGUCAUGCCAAAUUCGCCUUGAGCUUGCUGAGAAAUAGGUGUGUAAUAUUUGAGCUGAGAUACAAAAAUGGAAGUAAGUUUUUAUCUCUGCUAUUGGUGUUCCACUGCAUUUGGCGGUCUCACCCACAUAUCAUGGACUGUAGAGCAUAGUAUGGUCAGGAAUCAGUAACGUCAUUCCUGCUGUUGAUAUUAUGUUACCACCAACAGACUAGUUACUGAUUUAAUUAAUUUUUAUACUCAGAACAGCCCAUCAAACCACAGACAGAAAUAAUUUUUUAACAUUUUGAGAAACUCCCUACACUUAAUCCUCAAUCCAAAGUUGGGUGGCAACAAUUCUUCUCCACUCCUCUCUGUACCCUAUUAGCCUCUUAAUUUUCUCAUAUGAGCCAUCUCCUACAUCAUUUGUUAUCAGGCUAGAGUGUUGCACUCUAGGUUCUCAUCUUCUUCUCUUACCUUGACUCAGGACAGCUGAGAUGCUCAAUUAAUUGAUCUGUUCUUUUCCGUACUGUUGGUAGCCGAAAACUUUUUCGCCUAUUUUUCUAAGAAUUUCUUCAUUCGUGAGCUUUGCUGCCACAAGAUAAUUUUGAUCUUUCUCUAGCACCACAUUUCAAAUAUCUCCCAAAGUUGCUUAUGGCAUGCAUCCACAGAUCCACAUUUCUGAACUGUAUAAAGCCAUACCCCAGACAGAGCUCAGUAAAUCUCAUCAAUAUAGUCUCCAUUUUCAUGUACCUUGAUUGAAACAGCACUUUCUCCUUGUAAUAGGGUACCCUGUAUCCUAUUCUAUACCUGCUCUUCUGACCUCCAAGGAGGCCAUUGCCACUUUCCCUCUCUUCUGGCUUCCUACCAUAUGGGGAGAUAGAUGUCAGGAUUUUUCUUUAAUUGUCUCAAGGACCAUAAUGACAUAUCCGAGAAUCUCAGAAAUAACACCACUCAUCUCAGUUACAUUCCUACCUCACUCAGAUGUUGACUAUGGACAAAUUUCUUAGACAUUUGUUACCAAUAUUCUCAUUUUAACAUGUCUACUAUAAACACCAUAUUUCACACCAUUAUCUUGUUCUUAGAUGACUUAUAAAGUAUCUGACAACAGACAGCAUCACAUGUGUCUUACUGUAUGGGUCAUUGUACCUUUUCUUUGCUUGCCUAAUUUUCCUGUCAAACGUAUUGUCAGCCCAAACCUGCUUCAUUCCAUGCUGUGUGAACCCAUAACUUCCAGUGCAGGACAUGGUCAUACACUUAUCUGUUUUAACUCCAACAACAGCACUUGACUCCUUCUUUGUUCAUGAAGUCAUAACCUAUAGGAAAAUAGACGCUCUGUACAAUUGCAUAAUGCAUUUCAAACCCAAGUGGGAUUUUUUAAUUCUUCAGUUACAGAGCUGCCACUCAAAUUUCUAACACUGUAUAAGAAAAACUGAUCGUUAAUACAUUUUUGGUUUCAGACAUUUGCUCUGUCUGAUGGCCCACUUCCCUUAUCUUCCCAUUGUUCAUAACUUCAGUAUAGCCACAUAAUAUUUUUUCUCUCUCAUCUUAUCUUAAUAAAGCUUGUUUUAACAUUAAAAAGAACUGUUAUCUUGAACAGCAAAUGAAAGGGAUGGAUUACUGCCCGCAACAUAGAGGAAGUACUGUCUUCUUUAAGUGUGUGUAGCUGCCACUCAAUGCAUCUUCUGUGUGGCGACUAACAAUCUAAACAUUUCAGUUGGUGUUAUUCCAUCCCAGAUUUUCCAUUGUUAGACCAGUUUUCUACUUAGGCAACUGUAUUUUAUUAUAGUACAUGUUGUGUUAACACACAAAUUAUGAAUGAAAUUUUCUGUUGCUCCUACUUAUAUAAAACAUUGCAUUAUAGGUUUCCAUUGUUAUGUGUGUCAUCAGUGGGUAGAGAGGUUGCUAAAGCUAGUUCUUGUCAUACAAGCAGAAAAAGUAAUCUUUAUAAAUGAAGCAGUUAGGAUCCACACACAUGCAUACAACAGGUUGUAAAUAGAUUAUCCUGAUUAUAUUUCUUUCUUUUUUUUCAUAUAUUGUUAGAUCAGAGAAUACAAGUUGAGCCUCAUACUGUCAUUCUGGAUGUGCUUCUGUCAGAUUUGUGUCAUUGAAUUAAGUUUCCUGGCCUGUACUUCGCUUUGCAGUGUAGCACCCACUCAACAACUGUUCCACAACCUGCUUUACAAGCAAAUUUCAUUAGGCAAUGGCUUACUAGGCUUCCAGUGUUUUAAAAAUUUAUAGCUCCCUUUUUUAAAUACAAAGUACUGUGUAACUGCUGAUUUACAUUCUUCUUGUUGGUGUACCAUAAUGUUCUUUACAGCAUGUAGCAAUAUUGCAGGUACAAUAUUUAUGCUAUUAUGAAUGUACUUCAUAAUUAAUGUUAUUAAUAGGGUAGAUUAAGAAUCUACUCACCAAGUGGCGACAGAAAACACACACACACACACACACACACACACACACACACAGGAGGUUAUAAUUAGAUGAGCUUUUGGAGCCAGUGGCUCCUUCAGGCAGAAAGAUUGAAGGAGAAGGAAGAGAAUUGAAGGAAAAGGACUGGAGAAGUCUUAAGAGAAUGGGUAAACUUUGGAAAAGUUACCCAGAACUGUGGGUCAGGAGAGACUUACCAGAUGGGAUGAGAAGGAAAUGUUCCUUUCUUUUUCUUCUGUACAAAUGACUAUUGUUAGGUCAGAGAACACAGAUUGUGCCCCAUGCUAUCAUUCCGGAUGUGCUUCUGUCAGAUUUUUGUCAUUGAAUUAGUUUCCUUCUCAUCCAGUGUGGUAAGCCUCCCCUGACUCGCAGUUCUGGGUGAUUUUUAGACCUCUCCAGUCUUUUUUCUUCACCAUUCUUCCGUCCACUUCAACCCUUCUGCCUGAAGAAGGACCCACUGGCUCAGAAAAUGUGCCUAAUUAUAACCUUCUAUUAUAUGUUUUUUGUACCGCCACUUGGUGGGUAGAUUUUUCAUGUAUCCAAUUACAUUAUAUUGCCAAAAACUGAUUGUUUUCAUAAUUAAUAUUGUGUGCUGUAAUCAAAGAUUUGAAUGCCAUUCUGUCCCUGUCUCCUGUGUUUGGCAUUUCAUUUAUUUUCUUUUCAGUUAGGUUUUUUUGGGUUCAUGAUGCAUUAUGCUAUCCUUGUGAAAAGCCAAAUAAAUGUCCAUGAAGAUCAGAAACCAAGCUGUAAUUAAAAUUAUUGAGGAGGCAUUCAAAUAUUGAAAGUUUCAGAUAUUUGAAAGAGAGUUUUACCAAUGAAUCACAUUGAAAUAACAGGUUGGAGGUUAGUCAUCAGUCGCUAUUUAUCUGUUAGCUUCACUAUCAAUUAUAAUUCUAAUGGAUAAGUUCAUCUAAGAAGUCUAAUGUGGUUAGUCGAUUAACUACAUUACCAUGUUGCUGUUGACCUUGUCACGAUUCCUGCAUGUGACUGCAAUCUUGUGCUAUGUAUUUUUACUCCUGUUUGAGUAUAUAUUGUUUACAGUGGAAUUGUUGUUGUUGUUAUUAUUAUGAUGUAGACAUUUCUCUACACCAUAUUGUAAUUUUAUCACAUAGGAGCUUCUGUUUUUACAUCCAUAUUGAAAAUGAUGCUUUUGAUUGACAGGAUAACUCGAACGAAAUCGCAUCAUAUAACAGAGUUCAUGUAUCAAGAUUCAUAUUGGUUUCCCUUUUUUGUGUUGUGUGUAUGAAAAUAAGCAUGCAGUUAUAGCAACAAUUAUGCCAAGUAUUCAGCAAAAUUAGUAACUGGUUUACUGCACCUUUCAAUACAUAAGAAAACUAUCAGCAAUGUCUUGUUCACAAUAUACUUUGAAGGAAUCAGCUUUCUACUUAGACCAGCAGAUAACGAAUUGGCUUCCGAUGCUAUUGUAAAUAUAUAAUUCAAGUACAUUCUAAAAAAGAUACUGCUGAUGAUAAUUUCUGUUUACGCGUUUGUUCCAAAAUUUAUGGAAAAUUUAAGGCUGUAAUAAAAUAAUGAUGCAAAAUAAAGUUAUAUGAUGUUGUCUAUUUUUAUGUAAUGAAAAGUCUUCAUUAUAAGUAAAUGCAGUUUCAUAUAUGUAUAAUCCUCAUGAUGUUGUGUUGUGUAAAUAGCUGCCAAGAAUGUGACAAGUUUACUGUUGUAUAAAUUAUUUGUUAAUAUUUUUUAGUUUAUAAUUGCAACAUGUUCCUGAUACCUAUAGCUUUAUUACAGUAAGAUUUGUUCCCUAUCACAAUUUUAUUCCAGUCAAAGUAAAAUGCAACUUAUUCCACAAGUUGAUUUGUUUAAGCUAAAUUUUGUUCUUUCCAGUCAAUUCAGUGCCAUUGUUUGGAUUCUGUGGUUUGUGUGUCAUAUUACAGGUUGAUGAAUCCAUUUACUGUAUGUUAACAUUAAGAAAAAGAAUGUAUGGAGAGUUCAUAUCACCACAGAGCUAUUGCUAUAAAUUAAUUCUUGGAAGUUGAUUGCGUGCUUCCUGUUUUAAUUUCAGUUUUUUUCUGAUUAUAUUUUGUGCUUUAACAUCAAGAAUGCAAAAGUAGUGUCAGUAUCCUUAUAUAUUGUUGCAAUGUAGUAUACAUACAUGUGGAUAUCUGCCAUAGAAUCAUUAAUUUGUCCAUCUAUGAAUUUAAUUUUUUAAUUAUCUUUCAGAACAGUUUAUUACCAGUUAAUUUAUAUAAUUUGUUUCUUCUCAUUAAAGUUCCAAAAAUUAUCAGACUUAUUUAAGACAACCAUAAAAUUGUAUCUAUGGUGAAAUAAAUGUGAUGUAUUGUUUCAAUGA